Molecule: messenger RNA, 534 nt
Organism: Acytostelium subglobosum LB1
Lineage: Eukaryota; Evosea; Eumycetozoa; Acytosteliales; Acytosteliaceae
Exons: 5
Coding region: 1-534 (177 amino acids)
Biological process (GO): RNA splicing
Cellular component (GO): nucleus; exon-exon junction complex
Source: RefSeq, a predicted model, not a curated record
AUGACUUCGACAUCUACAGACGUUGAGGUGUCCGACGCCAACGAUAGCAUGAAUACAACAUCAACAAUAACAACUACAGCUGCACCUGCAAAGGAUGACUUCUAUCUUCGUUAUUAUAUUGGACACAAAGGCAAGUUUGGUCAUGAGUUCCUCGAGUUUGAGCUCAGGUCAGGCAACAAGCUGAGAUACGCCAACAACUCAAAGUACAAGAGCGAAACAAUCAUCAGGAAAGAAGUAAGCGUUAGUGAUUCAGUAACAGGUGUAAUAAAGAAGAUCGUCAAGGACUCUGGCAUCAUGAUGGAAGAGGACACGAAUUGGCCAGAGCCUGAUGUUGUCGGCAAGCAAGAGCUUGAGGUUGUAUAUAACGACGAGCAUAUUUCAUUCACUACAACAAAGAUUGGAUCACUGCUAGAGGUUGAGAAGAGCAAGGACCCAGAGGGAUUGAAGGUGUUCUUUUACUUGAUACAGGACUUGAAGUGUUUAGUCUUCUCUCUGAUUGGACUGCACUUUAAGAUCAAACCAAUCCAGAAUUAG